This is a messenger RNA of Chiloscyllium plagiosum (whitespotted bambooshark), 17637 nucleotides long. It is a transcript of the gene hmcn1, whose product is annotated as hemicentin 1. Gene Ontology annotation, cellular component: plasma membrane; neuronal cell body; axon. Gene Ontology annotation, biological process: homophilic cell-cell adhesion; synapse organization. The record is from RefSeq and is a predicted model, not a curated record. Gene Ontology annotation, molecular function: calcium ion binding; axon guidance receptor activity. NCBI's taxonomy places the organism in Eukaryota, Metazoa, Chordata, Chondrichthyes, Orectolobiformes, Hemiscylliidae.
UUCUCCAACAGCUAGGCUGCUUCAGAGAAUUGGGGACAUUAACCAGCCCAGCUGUUUAACAGAGGAAAGCGAAAUCGAGCGAGGAGGAGACCUAUUUGCAGUUCUAACUAACCCCAUUCUGCUUUUGGAGGCCAGAACAGAAGAGAUACAAAUUUAUUAUUGAUUCUCAGAUCGAAGUUUUUUUUUGUUCUAAAUGUAUCGUUUACAUUUGAACGUCUUUUGACUUUUGAAGCAGGUUUUUUUUAAAGUCUUGUUGUUAUUUGAAAUGACUGUGCCAAUGAAUUUUAAAUGGUUAUUUAAAAUCUGCACAGCCUGCCUGGUCCUACUGUCCCAGUCGACAGCUCAAGAUGCUCCUUCUCGUGCGAGCGAGGGGAGAGCGGAGGACAUCCCAGAGGGAGCCUCGACCCUGGCCUUUGUGUUUGAUGUGACUGGGUCCAUGUACGAUGAUUUAGUUCAAGUUAUUGAAGGAGCCUCGAAGAUUUUAGAAACCUCUCUGAGUCGACCCAAGAAGCCUCUACACAAUUUUGCUCUUGUGCCCUUUCAUGAUCCAGAGGUUGGCCCAGUCACCAUUACAACAGAUCCAAAGAAAUUUCAAUAUGAACUCAGGGAACUAUAUGUGCAGGGUGGUGGUGAUUGCCCAGAAAUGAGCAUUGCUGCAAUCAAGAUUGCAUUGGAAAUUUCCCUUCCUGGAUCGUUCAUCUACGUCUUCACAGAUGCACGGUCGAAGGACUACAGGCUCACUCAUGAUGUUCUGCAGCUUAUCCAACAAAAGCAGUCUCAAGUGGUAUUUGUACUAACUGGGGACUGCGGUGAUCGAAGCCAUGUUGGUUACAAAGUAUAUGAGGAAAUUGCUUCCACAAGUUCUGGUCAAGUAUUUCAUCUUGACAAGAAGCAAGUGAAUGAGGUCUUGAAAUGGGUAAAAGAGGCAGUCCAGGCGUCCAAAGUCCACCUGCUUUCAACAGACCAUGGUGCACAAGCUAUAAACAUCUGGAAAAUCCCCUUUGAUCCGAGUCUAAAAGAGGUCACAGUGUCUCUGAGUGGUCCUGCCCCUUCUAUUGAAAUUCGUGAUCCUACAGGAAAGUUGAUUAAGAAAGGAUCUGGUCUUAAUGAGCUUUUACACAUUACAAACUCUGCCAGGGUGGUUAAUGUAAAGGAUCCAGAACCAGGACUGUGGACCAUUAAGACAACAAGUGGUGGAAGACACUCGGUGCGAGUCACAGGACUCAGUGCCAUUGAUUUUCGAGCUGGAUUUGCCAGAAAACCAACAAUGAAUUUUAAAAAGAUUGGUAACAGACCUGUUCAAGGUAUACCAACAUAUUUACUAUUGAAUACAACUGGACUUAUUCCUCCUGCUAGAGUGGAUCAAGUGGAACUUCUUGGCAUCUCAGGCAUUACAUUGAAGACUAUUCCCUUAAAGUAUUAUCCUGACCGCAAACCUUACAGCAUCUUGAAUGUAACUGAAUUUAUUCCACCAGAUGAAGCAUUCUUUUUGAAGAUAACUGGUUAUGACACAGAGGGUUACCUGUUCCAGAGGGUAUCUGGUGUAUCCUAUUCCAACAUUGUUCCAGGUCCACCAAAGGUCGUGAUGCCGGCACAGACUCCAGGAUACUAUCUGCAGACAGGCUUUAUCAUAUGUAAUGUGGACAGCCUCAUCCCCUUCACAUUACGUUUCAGCAGAGCUGGUACAAAGCUAGGAACAGAUCAGUUUUUCAAGGAGUCUGCCACUGCACAUUUGGAGAUCCCUCAAGUUUCUGCAGUGCAUGAAGGGUUUUAUGAAUGCAUUGCAGUUAGCAGUGCUGGCACCGGGCGUGCACAAACCUUCCUGGAUGUGUCAGAACCUCCUCCAACUAUUCAAGUACCCAAUAAUGUCACGGUUAUUCCCAGUGAGAGAGCCAUAUUGACGUGCUUGACACUGAGUACAGUCCGCUACAACCUCACUUGGCAGAAAAAUGGUGCUGACCGAAGAUUGGCAGAAAGGCACAGGGUCCAAGUAAUGAGAAACCUGUCUCUGGAGAUCAAGAAUGUACGACCAAGUGAUGCUGGGCAAUACAACUGCAUUGCUGCAAACGAAGGAGGUGCCACACUUGCUUCAGUGUUCCUGAUAGUACAAGAACCUCCAAAAGUGACAGUGUACCCCAAGAACCAGACCUUCACUGAAAGAAAAGAGGUGCGAAUCAGUUGCUCCGUCACAGGCUACCCCCAACCACAUGUAGUCUGGACUCACAAUGAUAUGUUCAUUAUGGGAGCAAGCAGGCAUAUGCUAAGUAAAGGUGGAAGUCUAAUUAUUAGACAUGCUUCCCAGAAGGAUUCUGGAGUUUAUACCUGCCUGGCCAGUAAUCCUGCAGGGACAGACCGAGAAGCAUCCGUUCUCACGUACAUAGAGGCUCCAAAGGUCACUGUUGUCCGAAAGGAAAUCCUAAUUGGCCUGGGUGACACUUCAGUUCUGGAAUGCAAAACCACUGGUAUUCCAGAGCCAGAGGUCAAAUGGUUCAAAGGUGACCUUGAGCUGAGUCCUUCCAAUUUUCUGAGCAUUGAUAGUCAUCAAGGUAUUCUGAAGAUUCAGGGAACUCAGGAUCUGGAUGCAGGAGACUAUACCUGUGUGGCCGAGAAUGAUGCAGGAAGAGCAUCUGGUCAGGUCACAUUGGAUGUCGGUUCAUCUCCUGUUUUCUCACAAACGCCCCUGGAUAUUUCAGCAGACAUUGGUUCAAACCUGACUCUGCCUUGUCAGGCACAGGGUUACCCCAAACCACGAAUCAGAUGGCAACGGUUGGAUAGGGAGUCACUCUUUUCCAGGCACACUGGAAUCAGUUCAGUGACUCAGUUGAGAACAGGAAGCCUUUUCUUUCACAAUCUUUGGGUGGAUGAUGAAGGCACAUACAGCUGUGAGGCCGAAAAUCAGUUUGGAAAGAUUCAGGCUGAAGUCACAGUGACAGUCACAGGACUAGUCACACCACUAAUUGGAAUCAGUCCAGCAGUUGUCAAUAUCAUUGAAGGACAAGCACUGACUUUACCAUGUGUAUUAUUGGCUGGAAAUCCACUCCCAGAACGACGUUGGAUAAAAAAUAACUUCAAGGUGACAACAGAUGGGUAUGUGACUAUACGUAGGGAUGGGAGUCUUCAUAUUGAAAGGAUUCGCCUUCGUGACAGUGGGAAGUACACAUGCCUGGCUAGUAAUGUGGCUGGAACAAAGAAUAGAACGACUACUGUGAAUAUAUUUGUUCUUCCUACCAUCCAACAUGGACCUCAAGUAUUCAGUACGAUUGAGGGAGUCUCAGUCAAGCUACCUUGCAAAGCACAUGGUGUUCCCAAGCCUUCUAUAGUCUGGUCUAAGAAUGGUGAACUCAUAAGCCAGCACUUGGGGAAAAUCAGCACAGAGCCAGAUGGUGGUUUGUUGAUAUCUUCACCAACUGGUAAAGAAACUGGGGAAUUUGUGUGUACAGCAACAAAUGCAGCAGGCUACGCCUCACGUAAAGUUCAGCUGACAGUUUAUGUUAAACCAAGAAUCAUUACUGAGUCAAAAGGAUCUGAGAGAGGAAGUCCAAAGGAAGUAUCAGUGAUAGAAGGAGAGGAUGUCACAUUGUCUUGCGAAGUGCAAAGCUUUCCGCCUCCCAUCAUCAAUUGGGCCAAAAAUAUGCAACUUAUCUCUCCUUUUUCACCAAGACAUACUCAACUAUCCUCUGGAUUAAUGAAAAUUAUUGAAACCAGACUGUCUGAUAGUGGGCUCUACUUAUGUAUUGCAACAAACAUUGCUGGGAAUGUUACACAGUAUACUAAACUGACUGUAAAUGUUCCUCCACGAAUUCAACCUGGACCCCGUGUUAUAAAAGUCCAAGCAGGUCACAGGGUUGACAUUCCCUGCAAUGCAUGGGGUGUGCCAAAACCCACUAUAACAUGGUAUAGAGGAAGUAACAACAUUUGGCCAGAUAACAAACAGUACAAUGUGGAUGCUGAAGGCACACUGACUAUUGAGAAGGUCCAAAUCACUGAUGAAGGAGUUUAUAGUUGUGUUGUCAAAAAUGUGGCAGGUCAGCAUGAAGUAAAUACAACUGUCCAGGUUCAUGAACCUCCUACAGUUGAAGACCCAGGGCCUCCAUACAAUAAUCCUUUUCAAGAGAGAGUGGCAAACCAGCGUAUUGCUUUCCCCUGUCCAGCCAAGGGUAUCCCAAAACCUGUAAUUAAGUGGCUACGUAAUGGAAGAGAGCUGACUGGGACUGAGCCAGAUGUUUCCAUUUUGGAUGAUGGGACCUUGCUUAUUGACACUGUAUCACCGCAUGACAAUGGAGAGUAUGUCUGUGUAGCAGUCAAUGAGGCUGGAACAUCAGAAAGAAAAUAUCAGCUGAAAGUCCAUGUUCCUCCUGAAAUCAGAGAAAAUGAAACACCAGCCAACAUCUCAGUGGUCACGAACCAGCCUUUUAGCCUCUUCUGUGAUGUGUCUGGUCAUCCUAUUCCCAUCAUCACUUGGUAUAAAGAUGGGGUAUCUAUUGGGAACAGAAGCAUCGUACAGGUAUUGAAUGCCGGUAAAACAUUAAAAGUGCACAAGGCUGCAACUGGUGACACAGGACGAUACACUUGUCAAACUAUCAAUAUUGCUGGAACUGCAGAGAAGAUCUUCAAUGUAGAAGUACUAGUCCCCCCAAGUAUUAUGGACGCUGGUAAACCAAAUGAAGUGUCGGUGAUUUUGAAUCGGGAAACAAUCCUGGAGUGCAAAGUCAAAGGCAUCCCCUUCCCUAACAUUCAGUGGUACAAAGAUAACAGGCUUCUGUUCCCAGGUGACACCAGCAUGGAGAUAAAAAAUAAAGGGCAGGUACUACAUAUAAAGAGUGUACAGCUAUCUGACCAGGGUCACUACCAGUGCAGUGCAGUGAAUGCUGCAGGAAAACGAUUCAAAGAAUUCAAGCUCAAUGUCUAUGUUCCACCAAGUAUCAAAGGUGGUAACAUCACAACUGACCUGACAGUUUUGCUGAAUCACCCUAUGACCCUGGAAUGUGAAGCCCGUGGUAUUCCCCUGCCUGCUAUAACAUGGUACAAAGCUGAUCGACCAAUCAUAUCUAGUCCCCAUGCUACAUAUAUUAACAGAGGGCAAUUACUUCAGAUCUCCCAGGCCCAUGUAUCGGACGCAGGCCAGUAUAUUUGUCGUGUCACCAGCAUCUCCGGAAUUGCUGAAAGAUACUAUGUGUUGGAUGUGUAUGUUCCUCCUCACAUUGAAGGUGGAGGUCCCAAUGGUCCUCUGCAUAAGAAGGUGUCUGCCAGUAGCUCGGUGGUUCUGCAAUGUGAAGCAUCUGGUUAUCCCUCUCCUGUUCUCACUUGGUUGAAGGACGGAGUACCAGUGAAACCUAGUGAUAACACCCGUGUCCUUCAGGGAGGCAGAAAGUUAGAAAUCCUUAAUGCAGCUGUACCCAAUGCAGGUGGAUACGUUUGCGUGGCGAGCAGUAUUUCUGGAGAAAGCAAAAUAGAGUACACCGUUGAUGUUUUGGUGCCACCAAAUAUAGAAGGAAAUGAUGCCACAGACACCACCGUGGUUAUCCAAAAUCCACUGAAACUGAAGUGUGAUGCAACAGGAAAUCCUCCUCCAAAUAUCAUGUGGCUAAAGGAUGGACAACCUAUUAAAACAAUGGCUGGUGUUCAAAUUUUAGCUAAUGGCCAGAAGUUAAUCAUCUCUCAAACUCAAGUCUCUGACACAGGCAGAUACCAAUGUGUAGCUACAAAUGAAGCUGGCAGUCAACGGCGGGAAUUCAAUGUCAUAGUACAGGUUUCACCAACAAUUAGAUCAACAGGACCUUCUGAACGAACAGUAGUUGUCCACAAAACUAUAAACUUGCAGUGUGUAGCCAAUGGCAUUCCAUAUCCUGCCAUUACCUGGCUCAAAGAUGGACGUCCAAUAAACACAGCAGGAGGAAACAUUAAGCUGGAGUCUGCGGGUCGCAUGCUGCAGAUUGUGAAUGCCUUGCUGGAGGAUGCAGGCCAAUAUUCCUGUGUCGCAACUAAUUCAGCUGGAGAAGCACAGCAACACAUUAGACUCUAUGUACAUGAACCUCCAAGCAUUGAAGAUGGAGGCCUAACUCUAAAUGAAACAGUGAUUGUUAGGAAUCCAGUAGAAUUGAAAUGCAAAGCAUCAGGAAAUCCAAUACCAGCUGUGACUUGGUACAAAGACAAUCAGCCAAUCAGCAUAAGCAUGGCAGCUUCCAUACUGAAUCGGGGUCAGCUUCUGCAGAUUGCCAGUGCUCAGGUAGCAGACAGGGGCAUGUACAAAUGUGCAGCUGUCAAUUUAGCAGGUUCUGCUGAGAUAUUCUACGAUUUGAAGGUUUAUGUUCCUCCAACAAUCAUUGGCAGCAAUGACAUGGUGACAGUGGUGGUCAAUAACCCUGUUAGACUUGAAUGUGAGGCCAGUGGCAUCCCAGUACCAAGCUUAACGUGGCUGAAAGAUGGCAGCCCUGUCUCCAGUUUUUCCGAUGCUAUUCAGGUUCAAUCUAGAGGUCGAGUCCUUUCCAUCACCAGCGCUCAGAUCAGUGAUACUGGCAAAUAUACAUGUGUAGCACUAAAUGCUGCAGGAGAACAACAACAGCACAUUGACCUCAGAGUUCAUGUUCCACCAAAUAUUAUGGGAGAAGAACAAAAUGCCUCUGUCAUCAUCAACCAAGGUAUAGUGCUGAAGUGUCAAAGUAAUGCAAUCCCUCCUCCAACUCUCAGCUGGCUAAAAGAUGGAAAACCUCUGCUAAAGAAGCAGGGACUUACAGUUUCUGAUGAUGGAAGUACUUUAAAGAUUGAGGCUGCUCAAGUCCUGGAUGCUGGUCGUUAUACAUGUGAAGCCACAAACGUGGCUGGUAAAACAGAGAAGAAUUACAACUUAAAUGUUUGGGUUCCACCCAGUAUUCAAGGAUUAAAUGAACUAUCCAAGCUGACAGUCAUAGAAGGAAGUCUAAUCAGCUUGAUUUGUGAAUCCAGUGGUAUUCCACCACCAAGUCUAAUGUGGAUGAAAAAUGGAUCUCCAUUGCUAAAUGACCAUAUUGGACAAGUCCGUAUUGUCUCUGGAGGGCGACAGCUCCAAAUCUCAAAUGCUAAAAUAUCUGACGGUGCAUCCUACACUUGUGUGGCAUCUAAUAUCGCUGGAAAUAGCAUAAAAGAAUACACAUUGGAGGUUUAUGUCCGGCCAACUAUUAGUAAUAGUGGAAGUCACCUGAAUGAAGUCAGUGUUAUUCGGGGGAAUGACAUUACCUUAGAGUGCAAAACCCAGGGGAUUCCUCGUCCUGCACUGACAUGGAUGAAAGAUGGCCGCCCUCUUGUGAAUAGCAGAAGAGUGAGCAUCCUGAAUGAUGGACAGCUAUUACGGGUUCAGAACACACAGAUUUUUGACGCUGGCCGCUAUGUGUGUGUGGCUGAGAGUGUAGCAGGACAGGUUGAUAAGAGAUAUAACCUUAACGUACAUGUGCCACCGAGUAUUAAUGGAGCCCAGGGAGUGCCAGAGAACAUCAGUGUUGUGGUUAACAAUCCUGUGGUGUUGGCCUGCGAAGCCUCAGGCAUCCCUCUUCCAUCAAUCACUUGGUUGAAAAAUGGACAGCCAAUCAGCCUGAACAGUGCUUUCAGAAUUCUCUCCGGAGGUUGGAUACUGCGCUUGAUGCACCCUGCAGUGGAAGAUUCAGGGAGAUACUCCUGUGUGGUUACAAAUGCUGCAGGAGAAGACAGCAAGAACUUUAACCUUAAUGUCUUAGUACCACCAAGCAUCGUUAAUGAAGAUAAAAUAGAAGAUCUGAAAAUCAAGGAGAAACAAAGCAUUACCUUUACCUGUGAGGCUUCAGGCAAUCCUGUUCCACAAAUAAAAUGGAUGAAAGAUGGUCAACCUCUGACUGAAGACCAGCAGCAUCAGAUUCUGUCCAGCGGGCGCUUUCUCCAGAUUGAGCGUGCCCAUGUGUCUGAUGCAGGUCGAUACACCUGCAUUGCUUCAAACACAGCUGGAGAUAAGAACAAAAACUUUAACCUACAUGUUUUAGUUUCUCCAAAGAUUCCAGGUGUUGAUGCACAGGGCACGCCAGAGGACAUUAUUGUUGUUCUGAAUAGCCCCACCUCCCUUGUGUGUGAGGCACAAUCAUACCCUCCAGCAACCAUUACUUGGCUCAAGGAUGGAGCACCUUUUGACUCUAACAAAAAUGUCCAGAUUCUUCCAGGAGGCCGAACACUUCAAAUUCUGAAUGCUAAAGAGAAGGAUGCAGGAAGAUAUACCUGUAUAGCUACUAAUGAAGCUGGAGAAACACUUAAGCAUUAUGAAGUAAAAGUAUACAUCCCGCCUACCAUCAAUAAAGAUGAUGUACCAGGUUUUGGUUUGUCACCUAAAGAAAUUAAGAUCAAAGUAAACAGCAGCCUGACUCUACAAUGUGAAUCUCAUGCAAUUCCAGCAGCUACCCUUCACUGGUACAAAGACGGACAGCCUCUCAAAAAAGAUGAUCAUAUUACUAUCACAGCAAAUGGACAUAUCAUUCAGAUCAAGAAUGCUCAGCUUUCAGAUACAGGACGAUAUACCUGUGUUGCCACCAAUGUCGCUGGAGAGGAUGAAAAAGACUAUGAUGUGAAUGUUCAAGUUCCACCAAGCUUUGUGAAGCCAGUACAUGUUCGUGAUACAAAGGGCAGUGCACUGGAAGGGAGCAGAAGUGUUGACUUUAAGGAUGUAGUCAUGAAUAACCCAAUCUCCCUGUACUGUGAGACCAAUGCUGUUCCACCUCCAUCUCUCACUUGGUAUAAAGAUAGAAAAUUGUUGACAUCCAAUGACAAAGUGUUGAUUUUGCCAGGAGGACGUGUGUUACAAAUACCCAGAGCACAAAUAGAGGAUGCUGGGAGAUAUACUUGUGUGGCUACGAAUGAAGCAGGCGAGGAUUCCAUUCAGUAUGAAUUGAGAGUUAUGACUCCUCCUACCAUUAAAGGAGCUGAUAGUGAUUUACCAGAAGAAGUUAUUGUGCUGAUAAACAAGACUACCAUGUUGGACUGUAUGGUUAGUGGAACUCCCAAUCCCAAAAUCACCUGGCUAAAGGAUGGUCAGCCAUUGAAAGCAGACAACACACACAAAAUCCUGUCCAAUGGACGAACUCUGCAGAUCCUCAGCGCUCAUGUUUCAGAUACAGGCAGAUAUGUUUGUGUUGCAGAAAAUGUAGCUGGAAACACAGAAAAAUAUUUCAACUUGAAUGUCCAUGUGCCUCCCAUUAUCAUGGGCACCAGCCCAGAGAACAUGACCGUUGUUAUAAACAACUUCAUAUCUUUGAUGUGUGAAGCCACAGCAUUUCCACCACCCAGUCUUAGUUGGCUUAAGGAUGGGAAACCUCUGCAGUCCAACACCAACGUUAUUAUUUUGCCAGGAGGUCGAACUGUCCAGUUGCCUCGAGCUAAGCAGUCAGAUGGAGGAAAAUAUGCAUGCUUAGCCAUGAAUCAAGCAGGAGAAGCUGAAAAGCAGAUUUACCUCACUGUUUAUGUUCCUCCAACCAUUAAGGAUCGUGCAGGGGAUUCUCCUCAAGUAAUCAGUAUCCGCACUGGAAACACAGUCACGUUGGAAUGUGAAUCAAAUGCUGUACCACCACCUGUCAUCACCUGGUUUAAGAAUGGGCGGCCAAUCACAGAAUCCAACAAUAUUCGUACUCUUGCCAAUGGGCAAAGGCUGGAGAUCACAGGUGCAGAGGUUUCAGACACAGGGCAAUAUGUUUGUAAAGCAAUAAACAUUGCUGGACAAGUGGAUAAGAACUUCCACCUCAAUGUACACGUCCCACCCAGUAUUGAAGGCUUGGCAGAAGAAAAAAUCAGUGAGAUCAUUAGCAAUCCUGUCACUUUUGCAUGUGAUGCUACUGGCAUUCCUCCACCAACAUUAACUUGGCUGAAGAACGGGAGGACUUUUGCAAAUGCCGAGUCCUUGGAAAUGCACAUCCUCUCUGGAGGAAACAAACUCCAAAUUGCUCGUUCACAGCUGUCAGACAGUGGAACUUACACCUGUGUGGCAUCAAAUGUGGAGGGAACAGCACGGAAAAACUAUAUCCUGACAAUUCAAAUUCCUCCUAACAUAUUCGGUGCGGAGAUGCCCAGCGAUGUCAGUGUUCUAGUGGGUGAAAAUGUGAAGCUGAUUUGUGCUGCAGAUGGUAAUCCCAGACCUUCUAUUCAGUGGCUCAAAGAUGGAAAACCCCUUACUGCUGAUGAUGAUGAACGAUUGAGAGUGAGUCCAGACGGUAGCGCCUUCCACAUUAAUGGUACAGUGACUACGGACAUUGGUAAAUACACUUGUGUGGCCACCAAUUCUGCUGGUGAGGAAGAUCGGAUUUUCAAUCUCAACGUUUAUGUUCCACCAACCAUUUAUAGUGAUCUGAAUGGGAACCAGGAAGUCACAACUAUACUGGACAACUCUGUUAACAUUGAGUGUAUGGCUUCAGGUUCCCCUCCUCCACAACUGAACUGGUUAAAGAAUGGACUACCUCUGCCCAUUUCCUCUCAGAUCAGACUUCUAUCUGCUGGGAAAGUUUUGAGAAUUGUGCGAACACAAGUGUCGGAUGCUGGUACAUAUACUUGUGUGGCCUCUAAUCGAGCUGGUGUCGAUAACAAACAUUACAACCUAAUAGUGUACGUCCCUCCAAGGUUGGAUGAUGCUGGCAGCACAGAAGAGCUCACUGUAAUAAAGGGAAAUUCAGCUUCCCUAACCUGCAUUACUGAUGGAACUCCAACUCCAACACUAGCCUGGCUUAAAGAAGCAUUACCUCUCAAAUUAGGCCCUCAUAUGACAGUUAGAAACCAGGGGAUGUUGUUGCAGAUUUCCAUGACUGAUGUGAAAGACACUGGAAGGUACACCUGUGUGGCAGCCAAUGAAGCUGGUGAGGUGAACAAACACUUCAAUUUGAAGGUGCUGGAUCCCCCUCGUAUAAAUAACUCCAAUUUCACAGAGGAAGCCUCUGUAGUUGUGAACAAUCCUCUCGAACUUCACUGUGUUGCCAGUGGUAUCCCAACUCCCACACUGACUUGGAUUAAGGAUGGAAGGCCACUGCCCCACACAGAUUCCGUUCAUAUCCUUCGUGGUGGUCAAGUGUUGAGAAUAUUAAAUGCCCAGGUUCAAGAUACAGGUCGGUAUACUUGUCUGGCUUCCAGUACAGCAGGAGACGAUGACAGAGAGUAUUUGGUAAGAGUACAUGUGCCACCAAACAUUGCUGGUCAAAGUGGGCCUCAGGUCUUGGCUGUGCUGCGGAAUGGACAGGUAAUCCUGGAGUGCAAGUCUGAUGCUGUACCACCUCCAACAUUAACCUGGUUAAAAGACGGAAAGCCACUCCAGGCCACCCCUCGUUUACGCAUCCUAUCCAGUGGGCGAUACCUUCAGAUUAAUAAUGUUGAGCUUGCGGAUUCGGCUCAAUAUACUUGCGUUGCAAGCAAUGUUGCGGGAAACAUGACAAGGGAAUUUACCUUAGCAGUGAAUGUUGCUCCAACAAUAAAAGAAGGUUCACAGACAGUGAUCGUCCACAGGAACCAGCUAGCAGUACUGAAAUGUGUGGUAGAUGGGGUACCAACUCCUCAGGUCACCUGGAGAAAGGAUGGUACUAUUCUUUCAACAAGCAACCUGCGGUAUUCAUUCCUUGGUGAUGGCUCUUUGCGUAUUGGCUCAACUCAAGUAACAGAUACAGGUCGUUAUCUGUGUAUGGCAACCAAUGCAGCUGGAACAGCUCGUAAGCGAAUUGAUGUGCAAGUCUAUGUUCCUCCAUCUAUUGCUGCUGACCUCAACAAUAACACCGUUCUUGUCAAUGUUCAGACUACUCUGACUUGUGAAGCUACAGGUAUCCCAAAGCCUACGGUCAGCUGGAAGAAGAAUGGACGCAUACUCAACACUGAUCAGAAUCAGAAUAUGUACAGACUGCUUUCAUCUGGUUCUCUUGUAAUCAUCUCACCCACUGUGGAAGACAGUGGAAACUAUGAGUGUAAAGUCUCAAAUUAUGCUGGGGAAGAUCAGAGAUUUGUCAGACUUACAGUACAAGUUCCCCCUUCAAUUGCCGAUGAAGCUACAGAUUUGUUGGUAACAAAGUUGUCACCAGCUGUUAUUACAUGCACAGCAUCUGGUGUUCCAGCACCAAAAAUCCAUUGGACCAAAGAUGGGGUCAAGUUGCCACGUCAAGGAGAAGGCUACCUUAUUCUAUCCACAGGAACUAUUGAUAUCAGUACUGCCCAGCUCAGCCAUACAGGAAAAUACACGUGUGUUGCAAAGAAUGCUGCUGGUACUGCCCACCGGCAAGUCAACCUCAGAGUACAAGAACUUCCUGUCAUUCAAACUCAGCCAAGCAAACUAGAUGUGAUUCUGAACAAUUCCAUUAUUCUUCCAUGUGAGGCCACUGGCACGCCAACCCCCACUAUUACCUGGCAGAAGGAAGGCAUCAGCAUUAACACAGAAGGAGGUGAUUACACCGUUCUUCCCAAUGGAAGUCUUCAGAUUACUCAAGCUGCAAUAAAAGAUACUGGAACGUACAUAUGUGUUGCACAGAACCCAACAGGCACAGCUCUGGGAAAGAUAAAACUGAGGGUACAAGUUCCUCCAGUGAUAAUGGCCCAUCCUAAGAACUAUAUUGUUGCUUUGGAUAAAUCAGUCACCAUGCUCUGUGAGGCUAAGGGCUACCCAAUGCCUGAAGUCACCUGGAACAAAGAUGGACAACCAGUUACAGAGAGCAUUCGCCAGAGGAUCCUCAGUACCGGAGCUCUGCAGAUUGCAUUUGUCCAACCAAGAGACACUGGACGAUACACUUGUACAGCAUCCAAUCUUGCAGGUUCUCGCAGCUCUGUCAUGGUUUUGACUGUUCACAUCCCACCAACUAUUCAUACAACAGACAUUGAAUAUACUGUAGUUAAAGAAUCGCAGGCAACAUUACCAUGCAUUGCUGAUGGUGUUCCUGAGCCAGUGAUUACCUGGAAGAAAGAUGGCAAAGUCUUGCACAAUAUACCAAGAAAAUACAGGUUGAUGCUGUCAGGAGAACUCAUCGUGGAAAACACCAUGCCCGAUGACACUGGUAACUACACUUGUGUAGCUACCAAUAUGGCUGGCCAGGACACCAAGACCUUCAGCCUGACAGUUUAUGUUCAUCCAGCAUUUACCGAAUUGCCAGGAGAUGCAUCUUUAAACAAAGGGGAACGUCUAUCAUUGAACUGUGCAGCAAAUGGUAUUCCUACUCCCAAAAUCAUCUGGACAUUCAACAACAGCAUUAAGUCAGCCCAAUACAAUAAUGCCAGUGGACAGAGCAAACUGGUAAUUGAAAAGGUGUCAAAGGAUGACUCGGGUACAUAUGUUUGCACAGCAGAAAAUAAGGUGGGAUCUAUCAAAGCCAUUGGAUCUGUAUAUGUCAAAGAACCUCCAAUCUUUGGUGACUUCAAUCCAAACCGCAUUGAGCCUCUUGGAGGCAAUGCUAUCCUAAACUGUGAGGUCCGUGGAGAUCCGCCUCCUACAAUCCAGUGGAGUAAGAAGGGAAUUCACAUUCAAAUCACCAAUAGGAUCCGGCAGCUCCACAAUGGCUCACUGGCAAUCUACGGCACAGUGAAUGAAGAUGCAGGGGACUAUAAGUGUAUUGCUACCAAUGAUGCUGGUGUGGUUGAACGCAGUGUAACCCUAACUCUGCAAAGUUCACCAGUGUUUACAGUCGAACCCAUGGAUACUGUCAUUGAUGCUGGCGCCAUAGUGAUGCUAAACUGUCAAGCAGUUGGAGAGCCACUACCAACUGUUGAGUGGUCCCGUCAAGGACAGCCACUGAUAGAAAAUGAAAGGAUCGCAAUCUUAUCUAACAACUCACUGCGGCUUACUGCUGUGAAGAAGGAGGACACGUCAGAGUAUGAGUGUGUGACCAGGAAUCUCAUGGGUUCAGCGCUUGUCAAAAUCACCCUGACAGUACAAGUGCAUGGUGGAUUUUCUGAAUGGUUACAGUGGGAUCCAUGUAGUGUUACCUGUGGACAAGGAAUGCAGAAACGAUUGCGACUUUGUAAUAAUCCAAUGCCUGCAAAUGGAGGACGCCAUUGUGAAGGCACUGAUUCAGAAACACGCAGGUGUCAAUCUAAACCUUGCCCAGUGGAUGGCAGUUGGUCAGAGUGGAGCCAGUGGGAGGAAUGUUCUCGUACCUGUGGCCAGGGCAACAGGACACGGACCAGGACGUGUACUAAUCCACCAGUGCAAUAUGGAGGGAAACGGUGUGAUGGCAAUGCUGUGGAGGCUAUCAUGUGUAAUAUCCGGCCUUGUCCAGUUGUUGGUGGCUGGGGUUCCUGGUUGCCAUGGGGACCAUGCAGUGAAACCUGUGGUAAAGGGAUUCAGACGAGACUGAGACUUUGCAACAAUCCUCCUCCAUCAUUUGAUGGGGCCAACUGUGAGGGGCAAGAUGCACAGACACGUGUUUGUAAGAACAGGCUCUGUCCAGUGGAUGGAAAAUGGACAUCAUGGGUCAGUUGGACAGCAUGUAGUGUGUCCUGUGGAGGAGGCACUCGCCAAAGGGCCAGAACAUGUUCAGAUCCAGUGCCACAAUAUGGGGGACACUAUUGUGAAGGCAGUGAUGUACAAAUUGACUUCUGUAACAGUGAUCCGUGUCCAAUCCAUGGUAAUUGGGGUCCAUGGAGCAGUUGGGGAACCUGCAGCCGAACAUGCAAUGGAGGGCAAAUGCGACGAUAUCGUACCUGUGACAAUCCCCACCCAACAAGUGGAGGAAGGGCUUGUGCUGGAGCUGACACUCAGAUUCACCGGUGCAGCAUUGACAUUUGCCCAGUGAAUGGAAACUGGGGACCUUGGCAAGCCUGGAAUGAUUGUUCAGUAUCUUGUGGAGGUGGUGAAAAGAGGCGACUUCGAAUGUGUAACAACCCAGUGCCUUCCAAUGGAGGCCGCUCCUGCCCAGGCGAUGGCUCUCAGGUGUCCAGGUGUAAAGUCCAACCCUGUCCAGGUGGUCCUCAGCACGCCAGAGGAAGUAUUAUAGGGAAUAUUAACAAUGUGGAAUUUGGUGUUGCUUUACUGAAUGCUACAGUGUUUGCCAGUCCAGAAACUGGUACUCAUAUUAUACAAGCACAAAUCUCAAAUGUGCCAAGAAGCAUUGGUCCUGCCAUGAGGAAGCUUAUCUCAAUCUUAAAUCCUAUUUAUUGGACAACAGCAAAGGAAAUUGGGGAAGCAGUUAAUGGAUAUUCUCUUACAGAAGGCAUAUUCAAACGGGAAACGCAAGUUGAGUUUGCCACUGGAGAGAUACUACGAAUGACGCACAUUGCUAGAGGCCUGGACUCAGAUGGGGCACUAUUACUGGACAUUGUGGUGAAUGGAUAUGUGCUGCAACUACCCUCAUCUGUAAACCUUAAUGUUAAGGACUACACUGAGGACUACAUUCAGAUUGGACCAGGUCAGAUUUAUGCCCAUUCUACCCGAAUGUUUACAGUAGAUGAUGCCAGUGUACCAUACUCUUGGAAUCAUACCAUUACUUAUGGACAUAAUCGAGGACGAAUGCCAUUCUUAGUAGAGACACUCCAUGCUACAGCCAUUGCAGCAGAGUACAGCCCAUUGGAAGAAAUUUUAGAGUACAAGAUUCAUGCAAUCAUCACAAAAGGUGACCGGAGUAACCAGUGUCCGAAUGGUUUUGUUUUGGACUCAGUUGGACCCUAUUGUUCAGAUGAAGACGAGUGUGCUAUCCGGAACCCUUGCUCACAUAUAUGCCACAAUGCAAUGGGAACGUAUUAUUGUUCGUGCCCCAAAGGUCUCACCAUAUCUGCUGAUGGAAGAACCUGCCAAGAUGUCGAUGAGUGUGCUUUAGGUGGCCAUACCUGUCAUACUGGUCAAGACUGUGAAAACACUGUUGGCUCAUAUCAAUGUGUGGUCAGGUGUGGCAUUGGUUUUAGACGGACACUCGAGGGAUUAAGUUGUCAAGACAUAAAUGAAUGCCAAGAAACUCAUCCAUGUCAACAUCGCUGUCUGAAUGCCAUCGGGAGCUUCCGGUGUGUAUGCAAUCGAGGUUAUCAGCUACGAGGUAGAAGGUGUCUGGAUAUCAAUGAGUGCAGACAGAGUGUAUGCCAGCCUGAUCAACAAUGUAAAAACACAAAAGGGGGUUUCCGCUGUAUUGAUCUGUGUCCCAGUGGAAUGACCAAAGCUGAAAAUGGAAGCUGUGUUGAUAUCAAUGAAUGCAAAGAUGGCACCCAUCAGUGUCGUUACAACCAGAUCUGUGAGAAUACACAAGGGAGCUACCGCUGUGUUUGUCCACGAGGUUACAGAUCUCAGGGAGUUGGAAGGCCUUGUAUCGACAUUGACGAAUGUGAACGGGUGCCUAAACCUUGUGCAUACCAGUGCAUCAACACCCCUGGCAGCUUCAAGUGUCUCUGUCCACCUGGACAACAUUUGUUAGGUGAUGGGAAAUCUUGUGCUGGAUUAGAGAGGUUGCCAAAUUAUGAGAGAAUUUAUAACUUUGCCCAGUUCCCUAAUGGGGGUUACCACAACCAACAACAGCCACGGCAUCAGCAGCAGUUUAGUCAGUCCUCUAAGUAUAGAUCGCAUACGGGCUACAGAAGCAUUUACCGUGCAGCUUUCUCCAGGACUGGGAGGAGCAUUAGAGAAACAUGCCCUCAAGGCUAUGAGGCAAAGAAUAACAAUUGCAUAGAUAUUAAUGAGUGUGAAAACAAGGAACCAUGUCAGCAUGACUGCAAAAACACACCAGGGAGCUACCAAUGCCUCUGCCCCAGUGGAUACCGACUCAUGCCGAAUGGAAAAGCUUGCCAUGAUAUUGAUGAGUGUCUGGAGCAAAACAUCCACUGUGGAGCAAACCACAUGUGCUUUAACAUGAGAGGCAGCUACCAGUGCAUAGACACUCCUUGUCCACCCAAAUACCAACGGGAUCCAGUCACUGGAUUUUGUCUGAAGGAUUGUCCACCCAAUGACCUGGAAUGUGCUCUAAGUCCAUAUGCCUUGGAGUAUAAGCUUGUUGCUCUUCCAUUUGGUAUUUCUGCAAACCAGGAUCUUAUCCGCCUUGUGGCUUACACUCAUGAUGGAGUGAUGCAUCCCAGAACAAUCUUCUACAUGGUUGAUGAGGAUCCACUGAUACCCUUCGCCAUUCGUGAUGAGAACUUGAAAGGAGUUGUAUUUACAAUCAGACCAUUACGAGAACCACAGACAUAUAGGAUGAAAGUACGAGCAUCAUCCUACAGUGUGGAUGGAACUAUUGAAUAUCAGACUACUUUCAUAGUUUAUAUAGCAGUGUCUGCAUACCCAUACUAAAAGCACUUCAAGUAUUUUUUUAAUCCACCCAAGUAUAGGUCAGGACCACCGGGAUGCAAAUGUUUGAAAUCUGCCAUUGUCUAAUACAGUUUUGUGAAAAUGGUGCUAUGUUUUGGCAGUAUGCAUAUCUGAAGCCUGUGAACAGCAGGCACCAAUCUGGCAUGCUGUUUGAACAAGGCAGACAAAUUAUCAUUCUUACCAAUGCUUAACCAAAGACCAAAUAGCCACCAGUCAUUUAAAGUCAAUACACUGUAUAAGAAGAUGACAAGUUCUUGGAGUUAGAUAUGAAGAUGUAUUCUAUUUUUUUUUAAGUGUAUAUAUGAGUAAUUCUCUGUAUUUUCUACACAGUUACCUAUGGUUCAUUUAUUUUGUUUUCUCCAAAAGGCUAAAGUGUGACAUCAGAUAACAAAAUAAAGAUCACACACUUCUAACUUUUA